Molecule: messenger RNA, 13648 nt
Organism: Odontomachus brunneus
Lineage: Eukaryota; Metazoa; Arthropoda; Insecta; Hymenoptera; Formicidae
Gene: Fas3
Product: fasciclin-3
Exons: 8
Coding region: 332-1735 (467 amino acids)
Source: RefSeq, a predicted model, not a curated record
AGUAAAGCCCGCGUCAGACGGUCUUCGCGCGCCGAGCUCUCCGGUCGCUCUCUUGACGAACUUGACACGGUGUGCGAAUCGACGAUCUUGACGACGACGACGACGACGAAGACAACAACAACGACUACGACGGCGAUUAUUUCGUAGGCGAAUCCGAGUUCGCGCAUCGACGAUAUAUCGCGCGACAUCGCGGGCACGCGCAUCAUUCGCGAGCUUAACAGCCGCCACGCGUCGAUUUCGGUGAGUUCGAGUUCUGGUGUUACUCCGCGGUCGCGAGACGCCUGGAUUCGCGAUCGGCGUCGGUCAGUUGCGCGAGUGUUUUUUUUGUGUGAUGUGCACGGAAGAAGCUACCAGCCGCCGCAAGAUGAUGCUGACGACCACCACCGCCUGGGCCUGUUUCUUCGCCGUGCUGUGUGCUACGACGGUUAAAGCAUCGAAGACGAAUAUGGUGAUAACUAUCGAGCCACGUAAUGAAACGGCCGUGCGGAUCGGCAACAGUUUGCAGAUUAUAUGUCGGGUUCCACGACAGAUUCACGUUUGCCGCGUGGAAAUACCCGGCGAGGCAAAUGCUAUCCUCUUAUCUCCAGGACAACCAGCGGAAGACGGCAUCGAGUAUUACGGCGAAGGUUUCGAAAGAGGUCACUGCGGCGUCAAAAUCGCUAAAGUGAAGGACACCAACGACGGUCUCUUCAAGUGUUCCGUGGCAACGACCGAUUCUCGGCAGGAGAUUACCGCGUCUCUAAAUAUCAUCGUCGCGAAACCACCAACGAACAUUAUUCUUAGCGUGAUGAAUCUUAAUCAUGGCGGACAGUCAUUCCGCGACGGACAGAAGAUUCUAGUGAGCUGUAACGUUACAUAUGGACGACCCGCGCCGAACAUAUCCAUAUAUCUCGAUAACGAGCUGUUGGAUAACAAGUACGUGUACGAUUCCGUAGAAGACAAUGAUAUGAAGAAUGUCACGCGUGAUUUGCAAUGGUCGGACAACGGAAAAACGUUACGAUGCGUAGCCAAUCACAUCGCUCUCGAUAAGCCCUUGGAAACUACUAAGACGCUGAAUGUAUUGUUUCCACCACAAGCACAAAAAAAUAUCGAGCGAUUCGGAUACGAGAUUGGCAGACGGGGCAUCGUCAACGCUACCAUUUAUGCGAAUCCCAAACCGCAUUUCGUGUGGCGAAUAGGCAACAAAGAGAUCAUCGCGGGUAACACCGACGAGGACAAUCGAUUGCAGACUUCAACCGCGUUAGACAUCGGAAAUGGAGGAUGGAAUGUAAUUUUGUCCAUCAACGUCGUUCAGAAGACCGACAUGGAGAAGAAGUAUCAAUUGGAGGCGCGCAACGAACUAGGGACGAAUUUUUAUGAUUUUAUUUUGUCGACAUCCGCAGAACCAUCGGGCGUUGAUUUGGACGCUGGAUCCAUCAUCGGUAUCGUCGUGGGCGUCAUGGUGCUCGUACUCAUUAUUUUCCUCGUAAUCUUUGCACGUGCGACCGGCCGCUGGUGUUUUGCAGCGAGACGUCGCGGCGAUGAGGAGACUGGGGGUGACGUCGGCGCCGGAAGCGAGGCGCACAUUACGCCCAGCGACGAGGAUGAGGAGGAUCACGAGGACCCGCGUAUCAUCGACGAGAAAAUACCGCAAGGAGGCCAAGAGAAUCCGAUACACGCGAGCACCGAAUACGUGAACGGCCGUACGGACAUUAAAGACGCCAAGAAGGACGAGAAGACGGACACGCCCGUUUAAAAGAAAGAAAUUCGGGCGUUUUCACGCACUUUCCUACACCGUCUCUUCUGAUUCUUCUUCUAUUUCUCCUACGCGCGGGAAAAAACCGAGCUGUCACGAUUUCCUCACGUUACAUCGGGCUUCAGCACAGUAACGACCCAAAGUUUCCCUCCGAUUUUCGUAUUUACGAGCGAGACGCGCGCAGAACGUUUUACACGCUAUUUAUCUCGCAUUUCGUUCGCAGCAAGACGAAUUGUUUCUGUACAAGACGAAUUACGUAAGAAUAGAAGCGCAUUUAAAACUUUUUUUCCGAUAAAAUAGAUAGAUAGAUAGACGUCACGCGCGUUUCGCUGAACCGCGCCUAAAACUAGCAUACGAUGCACGAUUUCAUAUCUUCUGAUACGUAUGUCACGUUGUAAGUAUACAAGGCUCCAAUAAUGUCUUCCAUUUUCGGUUAGGAUAUUUUGGUUCAGACGCAUUGUAUCUACAUAUUUUUGUAUCAUGACUAUUGGUUUUAAGAAGAAUCAACCGCAUCAAAUGUAACAAACGGUUAUAUACACGAUGAAUGCAUAUAUGCACUAUUACUGUUGCAUCUAAUGUAACUGAGUUGUCAAUUGUUCACAAAACCAACAGUCAUAUAUAAUAAUAUAAAAUAUAAUAUACAAAAAUAUGCAGGAUACGCUCGAGCUAAAAUACUCUAACCGGAAAUAGAAAACAUGAUGUCCUGUGCAGUUCAGUUCACUGCAGGAAUUGCUACCAUACAUUGGGCAAUCUAUGUUCUGAAUUGAACUGUCUAUAGCGUACCAGUCCGCAUGCAUGUCAAAAGGGAUAAAAUCGUGCAUUGUGUGACACCGGUUUCAGAGUAUCGAUCAUGCAUCUUUUUCCUAGUGUGCAAAGUGAAAAGUUUCACGUGAAAAUGUUCAUCCUUUCAUUGUUCAAAAAAUUGUAUGAUCGCAAAAGUCGUCGAGUUCACGUAAAACUGUUCGUUUUUCACGUUUUCGAUUUUAGGAAAAAGUUACAUGAUCGCUACCUAGAGACGAACUGCGUUCUGCUAGCGCGUCGCGUUCGCAUUAUUCUUCGACAGCAGUUGAUUCAAAAACGACGGCAGUCUUCAAAAACGACCAUAGGUGUUCGCGUCGGUUAAGCUCGAUUCUCAGCCCGUCGACAUUCGGCUACGACGCAUCGAAUCUCCCCUUCGUCGGCCAGUGAAGAUACUGUUCAAUAGAUCUGGCUUUCUUUUUAUUUCUUCUUUGAUAGACAGAUUUUCGCGAGCCGACAGGGCGAAUUAAGUUUUAGUCGCGAUUUGUUUUUGAAUAAAAUUAACGAUUUUAAUGGAUUUUUUAACAGCGUUAAACACAUAAUUUAAAAAAUACUCAAUAUUUUAAACGUAGAACUUCCUCUUAAGAGAAGCAGAGAUCUGAUGCGUAGAAACGCGAAUCUCAAUUUUUUUAUAUGGAUCUAUGAGUGUGUCCGAUCGGGAGAUUUUUGCCGCGAUACGCUCGCUACUGGACAGAAGACACAUGUGGUUCCCAUGGUGGACUUAGCGAUGAUUAUAAAGUAGUUAUUACAAAUUUCUGGGGACGCGCCUUUUGUCCCCAUUGACAGCCACGAUAGGCAUCCUCACGACGAACCGAACAAAUCAAAUUGUGCAACCGAUCUUUUUAUAAACAAGACACACGAGACGACACACGUUCGUUUACGCGCGACGAGACAUUACGCGUGCACGCGCGCACGUGGGGAUUUGCGCGAGUCGCGAGAGGGAAAAUGUUUCUCCGCUUCUACCGGAUCAGGUCCCACACCCCACGUAAAUUUCACGAUAUUCGGGCGAAUGCAUUCGUGCAAGGAACGACGUGGGCGCGUACCAUUAACGCUAAGGCAAAGGAACACAUUCCGCGAUAAGAUAUUUCUUUCUCAAUUGUAAGUAGGAAUGUUUUUGUGAACGUAAAUCUUUGUGAAAUCUAUCUCUAUUACUGUGAUCGUAAUGUUUUUCGGUUUCGUGCGUGUUGUAACAACGCGUUUUCCGCGUUAACUUUCGAGGCAAUUAGAUUAUCGAGUCCCGGUGAAAAUUUCUAGGAGUUUCAACACAGUUGAUCGCGACACGCACUUAUUUGAAUGAAUUGACCGGGUUUUAAUGCGUGCUCAUACAAUAGUUACCGCGGUAUCAAAACAGAAUAUGCAACCGAACAACGAGAACAAUUGCCAUGCAUAUAUGAGUGGAAGGAAGAUUUUUACGAAAUUUCGAACGACGUUUCCAUCGAAGGUGCGGUCGCGUUUCCGUAUUAUUAACCACAACUACAAAUUUUUCCAUGCCUUUUGUACUGUAACAUUUUUACGAACGCUGUAACAUUCCCGAAGUGCGUUUUACUUACGUGCGUUUUAUCGGAGAGUGAGAACUUUUUACACAUAAGUUACAUAUAUAUAAAUAAAUAUAUGUAUAGUACAAUAAGAUCAUUGCGCGGACGUACGGAAUGUUGCGUAAGUUCCUAAACAGGGUUACAACGUUACGCAUUGUUCACCUAAUUCCAAAGAGUUCGAUGCUAAGGAUACGUACACGCAGGGAAGUCUGUCAACCGGUUCAAACGAUAUAUUGAUUAUUCCGAAAUACGAGUUCAAUUAGGCAUUCGAAAUUUUUUUUUUUCUUUUUUCUUUGUAUGAUAUUGCCCACCCCAUUUCCUUGUUUUCCCGACUUACGCAACUUACGAAACAUACUGUAUAUAUAAUUGUAGCGACUAAAUGUCCGUAGAGGGACGUUUCGAUAAUCUGUAUUAAAUACAACUUUAUAAGAUAUGAAUUGCAUUCAGAGAAUCUCAUUUACGAAACGAUAUAUAGAUGUGUAAUGAUUAUUCCGUUUUAUAAGAAAACAGAGCAAUUUUAUAAUAGCGUCUUAGUAUGACAAAUACGCUCGAUCAGACCGAUUGAGAGACGUAAAAAAUCGAGCACUGAUAAGAUUUAUAUAAUAUUCUUGCGACAUAAAGGAUGUGUGUUUUAAAACUAUCAUACGAUAUAUUAACAGCUCAUUCCGUAGCUUAAUUAGAAUCGAAAAUCGUCGAAACAUAUAAGUACAAUUGUAAGCGUGUAAAAUUACGCGGCCAUAUGAAUUAGUUACUAUGGGAUCUCGACGCUUUUUUAUAUUAACUGACUCUAAUCAAUCUGCAGAGUAUAUAAUCGUUCUCUUGAGUCAAUAUUCAUAGUUGUGUGAAUUAUAUACAAUAUUCCAUUGAGAAAAUACUUAAUUCUAAAUUCGUAUUCAUAUAUCUAUAUUCAACUGUUCUAAUUAAUAUUACUUGUAUAAAAUAUAUUGAUGAAUAAUUAGUAGACUAUGAAUAUCGGCUUUAGUCUUCUUAUUAAAAAUCAGUGCGACUUAUGUUUACACAUGCAUUAUAUAAAAUAUUCUAUGAGUGUUGAAAUUCAACACUCACCGUUUUCUGUUGAAGUCCAGCAAAGUCCAUUCAAGAUCGUGUCUGAGUCGAAAUCUUAUUUCUAACCAAGCAAAUUCCAUGGAAUUUGAAAGACUAGUGAAUAAUCUCAAAAUAUAACAUUUUUCAAGCUAUUAUCCUUUGAUGGUAUAUAUGCUACUUUAUUGACUGCCGUUUUCUCCAUAUUGAAGCUUAGAUAAGGAUUUAUUUAAGAAUUAUUUAAUAUUUAAUUGUCUCGAUAUUCUUUACCUGCAUUUUAUUUUUAUUCUUAAUUUUAACAAACAAUUUGUUAAUUGUGUAACUUAACUGCAGAUAGAAUAUAUAAAAUAAGCAAAUAUUACUUAUUUUAAUAAAAAUUAGUAAAUAAAUACAUAACUCUUUAAAAGAGACAAUAUUUUUUCCCAUAAUUAAUUUAUUAUUUCUUUUCUUGACGUAGAAAAUUGGUAUAAUUUGAAAAUUCAAAAGAACACACACAAGAAAAAGAAAAUUAUUAAAUUUAAAAUAAAAUUUGCAGUUCAAGAAGUACUAUUAACAUAUUGACUGCCGUCUAAUUUCUAUUGAUUGUAUAAAAGCUUAACUAAUGAUUAAAUUAUAUCAAGUGUACAGUACAUUAAUGCAAUUUGAGACAUAUGUAUAAUUUAUCUCGUUUCAAUAUUUCUAUUAGUCAUACAACCACUUUUUCAAAUUAAUUGUAUUUUAUAUGUAAUGUGUGUGUAACGAGAAAGAUGUGUGGUCCCAGUGAACACCAACUACAUUCUAUCAGACAAAAAUAUCUAAAUAUUUAUUUGGUAUUUUGGAUUUAUUUGGAUACUAACAGUAUAUUCACUUAAAUCUAAAUUCUUUUAUUUAAAUAAAAUAAAUAAUUACUUUAAUUAACUAAGAUUUUCCUGAUGUUUUAAGAAAAUGCAUUCUUUUUUUCAAAAAUAUCUUAUGUUAAUAUGAGUAAAUAUAUUUUUUUGUAAUACCCACCAACUAAAUAUUUACUAUUCCUUAGAUAUUUUUUCUCUCAGUAUAACAGUGACAUUACAUCAAUGUAUAAUUUACCAUUCAAGAAUGCAAUUGUUACAUAGCACAAGUAUUGUAUCACAAUUUACAUUGUUGAAUGAGAAAUGAUAAUAUUGAUAUGACGUAGCUAAUGGUUGGUAUUUACUGGGAUGCUAUUAUAAUACUGGUUACCUAUGAUAGUCAUAACAAUCAACAUCAAUCUGUUAAUGGCAGUCAGACUCACAGUAAAUCCUAAAUUUCGACUCAGGCACCAAAUUUGUUACUGCAUCCCCUAACGGAACUACGUUCCAUAUUCAGCAUUCCGUAGCGACCACGGAUUCCGUCGUAUACAUCGUUGACCGCAUAUCGCUUUCACUACACUCGCGACGCGAUUUGAUUUUAACGAUUUGAACGUUUUACAAACAUUCUUUAUUGUUUCUUCAAAAAAAAAUUAUAAAGUCGAUUAACGUAAGAAACAGAAUCGAUAUUUAAACGAUACGAUCGAGUUUCUGGCACAUUGGAACACUCACGUUACGAAAUGUUUCGGGAAAUUCUUACUCGCGAAUUCUUGUAUAUUGAAGAUCGACUGCGACAUUGAACGAUAUCAAACACGAACCAAUGGCAAGUGACGUGUAUCUCUAACGUACGAUGGUUAGGCGCGAUAUCUCAACAAAAGUUACCUGUAAAGAUUUCGCGAACACUGUCGCUUAAUGUGUCAGUGUCAAUUUCACUUUAAUGUUUCUUUGCGUUUGCUUUAACGAAAUUCAAACUCACUUCAAACGAAAACACGACCGAGAAUAAGAAAUCGUAAACAAGAAUGACUAGACCGCCAAAACAAUCAUGGCGGCUCUAAUAUAACUUGUUUCACGCUUGGUGGCGCAACACGUGUCAUACAUAAUAUUCAAAAUAAUUAAAAGAUCGUACUGAAUGAAUAAACACACUUGAAUAUACACUUGAAUUAAUUUUAUAAGUUAAAUCAUAAAUAUAUAUAUGUGAAUAAAUAAUGAAUUCAUUACGUAUAUUAAUGUUUUCACUAAAAAUUCAUAUUAAAUAAAAUAAUUCAUAUUAAAUAAUACUAAGCGAGAUAUUUAAUAUUUUAAUUAAAUUUACAGACAUUUGAAAGAACGUUCCGCUAAUUAUCUUGAAUGAUAUUUUAUAUGACAAAAUAUGUUGGCAUGAAAAACUAGCAAAAUAAGUCGCACUGAUUUCAACAAAAUAUAUUUAAGCACCCAUCACCUUAAAUUAUCAUCCAUUUUUCUCACUCACCAAACAUCUGCAACUCAGAGUAGACCACGUUCCGCUAUGUCAAGAUCUGAAACAGAUGAAAGACACGACUGUAUUACAAUUUAGAAUAGUUUAACGACCGGGUGCGUCUACAAAUAUGAAUUAACUCUUUCGCUCAUAAUCCAAAUUAUUUCAAUAGUUUUCUCUCGAUUUUAAACUCAAAGAAUUAAUAAGAGAAAUAUAACGAAUCUGUAAAUUUACCUUCAAGCCGACUCUGCUUGGCCCGAGCCGGAUCCUCCGGAAUAGCAUUCCCGGAAUCGUAUCUGCUUGUCGGCUGCAACGUCUAUUUUAUCUGAAACAAGAAACAAUUUGUCCUGAUUAAUUACAGUAAUCUCAAAUAAUAAUUCGGCAUAGAACAUUCAAAAAUACAAGAGUUUAGACUGUAUUCUCUUUUAAAAUUUAAUAAAACUCAAGUGUGAUAAUCACCUAAAAUCAGUUUCGCUCGGUUUUCGUUAUUCACGAUGAUCUCGGUGUGCGAAAUGUAACGCGAAUACCGUAUCAUCACGUUAACUCUAAUCGCGUAAUAAAAUCGAAAAUAAUGAGCGACACCGCUUCAUGUGCUCACUCACUCACGUCCGCGACUAUUAUGGCCCUACGCGUGUUUGACUCAAGUACCGAGCGCGCGGAAGGUCGCGCGGACACCAACACAAUACGCGAUUGCGACUAGCUCAUGCGGAGCGUAUCGAAAGAACAAUGCAUUCAGUGAGAUGUUCCGAAUAAAAUCGAAUAAAAUCGAUUAAAAUCGAAAAUUGAAUAAAAUUGAAAAUUUCAAAAAUCUGACUUAGAGUUGCGCAAGAAAGUAAACUUCACUCUUCGAAAAUCAUGUAUCAGAUUUGACAAUUUUCUUCAAAUCAGAUAUAAUUCUAUGUCUAAUUAACCAAUUAAAAUUGGAUUAAAUUAAAGUGACUAAAAUAAUUUGAAAAAACAGUUAAAUCUAUUAUUGGCAAUCACAACUUGCUAUUAUCAGUCAAUCGUCAUGUAAGAUAAAAAUAUCAAUUCCAGAACACGGAAUGUCCUAAUCCUGGACAUUGUUUUAGUCUUUAAAUACGAAUAUUUAAACUUUCAACAUAGAAGAUGUAUGUACAUACUCAAUACUUGUAUAUAUUUUAUGUUGAAAGUUUAUUUUAAAACUAGAACAAUAAAAGAAUGUCCAGGAUUAGAUACAUGUUUAAGUAUUGAUACUUUUGCCUUACACACAUGAAAUCGCGAGGCAAAAAUAACCAGGCUAAAGCACGAUUGAAAAUUCAUGUCGACUGAGUUGCGCGCGACAGUUUUAAAAAUGACAAAUGACUUCGCAGUACACAUGUCAUUAUGAGUUUGAGCGUGAAUUUUACACGAUAAUUGCUGGCCAACUUUGCUCACAACUCGAAAACUAUCGUUACCUCGUCAUUUUCAUGUUACGAUGCUCGAUAUUAAUUAAGAUCCUAGAAUGUGCCAUUAAAGUAUCGUAUGGUAGUUUUGGAACAUCCUGCAUAAAAAAAUUAUACAACAUUGACUGCCUCCGUUUGUCGUAAUUUUUCUUAUUCUACGUGUUUUUUAUGAUAUAUAAUGCGGCUAUUUGUAAGCGAUAUUUGCGAUUAUCUAAUUACGCAAUUUUGAUACGAGAAACAUGUUUCGGUUUUGAAUAAAAAUUCGACUCACUUUUCGCAACGACACGCGCAGCCCUGUUUCGCUUUGUUGUGGACGGCAAGUAUAACUAAUACACUGCACAAAAGUCGAAUCAUAUCCAGAGCGACGACAUGAGUUUCUAAGUACAAUUGCGAUAAUCAAAUCUUCGAAAGCUGUCAUGUAAUAUUACAAUUUUUUAAAAGAGAUACGUAUUGCGUAUUAUUGCACGACGAAUUAUUCUCGCUGUAUCGAGAGUGAAUCGCCGUGUGCGGUGUGUUAAGUAUAUUUCUCGAUCAAAAUGACACAUAUCCUACAGGAUCGUCGUAAGAAAUUUUUCAUCAAGUUUUAAAAUCAAUUUUGUAUUUAAUGAAACGUAUUGCGAAAGUUUAGGCAUGAUACAUCUACAGAUAUCAGGACAUGCCUAGAAAUCCGAUUCCUCGAGAAACUCAUGACAAAAUUAUUAUUUAAUUCAUUCUUCAAGGAAAUCCCAGAUCAAUUUUUAUCUGACAAAACCUGAUUUCCAGGUUUAGUUAACAUGAUAUUUACCGUUAAGAAACUCCCGAGCGACUCUCAUGCUGAAAAGAGAGUACAUCUCUAUUCAUGAUAGAAUGCGGUCUUACCGAGUUUGAUAUAAACCUUAAGAGGCUUGUAUCUAGCCACAUCGAGCACACUUUCUGUGGCACGUUAAUGGGGCUGCGAGUGGGACUCGUUCGCGAAGUGAGUUUCGCGAAUCCUUAUUGUUGUUGUCUUUCGACAAUAAGUAUCGUUUGUACUUUCGUAUCGGCAAGUUCUCCUUAGCUAUCACCAAACGUAACUCUAUCAAUUCCCGAACACUUUGCAACACGUGCGCACACGUACACGUCACGUACACACGAACACGAACGUAGGUCUCGUCGGCAUCGCGUAAAAAUGACUUAGGAACCAAAGGAUAUGAAUUCUCGCAUGUACCAUUGGUCGAUAACAUGCAUUUCCGAAAUCCGCACACGUACACGUACCCACAAACCUACAUCUUCAUCGUUUUCCCGGAUGCGAUCGUGUUUCCACUUACUAGAAGGCCCGUGUCGGCCGAUGGAUAUUAUCGAGGUUCUCCUCAGAGAAAAAGUGAUUAAGCGAACGCAGUAUAUAAUUAUGAUAGCGGUACAAUCGUGCGAUGCGUUCGCGAGAGGUGACGGACAAAUUUCGACGGGAGAGAACAUCGAUUGCGGUUCGUCGGCCGACGGUCGAAUCUACUGCGUGUUGUACAUACUAAAUAUAUAUAUAAAUAAAGAUAUAUAAAUAUAAAAAUAUAAAUAUAAAUAUAUAUAUAUAUAUAUAUUAUAUAAAUAUAACACGGUACGCGCGCGAGAUCGAGGAACGGUACCGGAUAUAUAAAUAUAUAUAUAUAUUCUGUGUCGAAGGCACUUGGCUUGCAACUCGUGAAUGCCGAUCGAGUAUAAGUAACUCACUUAUCCAUUUGCACUCCAAUUGCCGUGCGACCUGUCGUUAUCCGCGAAUUUUUCAGGGUGAAAGAUAUUAUCGGGCAAGAAUGAUAUGAUAUUUACUUAAAGGAAGUUGACGAAACUUUGAGGGGUACGAAAGAGCGACACGUGCGAGGAGGCGUAACGGAGCGGCAUGCGCGGAAUUAAUGGACAAGUAUCGGUACUCGGAAACUGGAGCUGCUGAAUGUCACAGCGUCAUUCGCAACUAGACUAGACAGACGCACGUCCUACAUCCGAAAACGCGAGUCUUCCUUACAGCCGCGCGGUAAAAGGAAGGAAACGUUACGUGCUCGGGGGCAUUUAUUCCUUGCUCUCUCUUUUCAACCGUAUUCGAAGCUUUUUUAUUUUCUACUCUCUAUUUCUCGGUCAUACACGAAUGGAAAGUUUCUUCUUCUUCUGCUUGACCUCCGUCCUUCUAUUUCCUAGCCGAACGCUACGGAAUAGAAGCAAAAGGAAGAAAGCGAUAUGGGAACGAUAGGUCAACAACAUUGGCCGUUCUACUUCCGAGUUAUCGAUACAUCCGCGUGUACAUUGCCAUUGGGAACUCCGUUCGAUGAGGUCGGCACGUUGUUCGCGCCGUCACAGAGGCUGUCACUUUUCAACCCGAAUAUAUCGAUCUGUUAGUAUAUAUAAUAUAUAGUAUAAAUAUAUAUAUGUGUAAUUUUUUUUAUGCAUUAUAUAUGUAUAAUCAUGGUAAUAUAUAUUAUGUAUACUAAUGUCCGUAUGUUAGUAUAUGUAAUAGAGCCUAAACAAGAAAAAGGGGAAAUCGCGCGUUUACCUAAGAGAUAAAAAGAAAAAAAAGAGAAACUAGAAUACGCAGAAGUCGUUUCGUCUCCGCAACACGAAUGACAUCGCGACGAUCUUGUUGCAGCGGAAGCGAAUGUUGAUGCAACGCCACACAGGCGACCCAAAUCUUUUAUAUACGCCACAUGAGUAUGAGCAUUUUCAAUUUUUAAAUAUUUCACAACACUCCGUAAAAAAAAAGCGGAGAAGAACAAGAGAUUACGCACAGUUUUCCGGAAAAAAGAACAAUGCGACGAAAGAACUGACUGAAAAUGAUGGAUAAUUCAUUCAAAAUCUGUCCUAGGCUAGGUGUACACUUGAGGUUCUCAUUAUCGAGACUUUCUCUUGAAACAUGAAAUUUUUGAGUCUAUACAGUAACAGCGGUUGACUACUGUUGAGAGGCAAAUUGGAUUUUGAAUCACUCUUUCGAACACUAUACUUUAAAUUACGAUAUACAUCGGAAUAAUGAGAUCUAUCAAAAUCUUUUAUUACCCGUCGGUUAAAUUUGGAAACUCAAACAGCCGAGACGUCUACACUGAGAGAAAAAAAUGGUUGGCUUAAGUAAAAUUACUUUUGAGCCCAACGAUAUUUUUUGGUUGUUCUAACACGAAAAGUAACAACAUGCAUUUAAGGUUAUGAUUACUAACAUUAUAGUACGAUUUAAUUAAAAAAUAGUUUUCUUGGCCAUACUUUGUAGUAAUUAUUACUCUAUAUUAUUACUCUAUAAAUAUUAAAUAAUAAUAAUAUUACUUUGUAGUAAUUAUUACUCUAUAUGAAUAUAGUUACAAAUAUCUUUUUCUCAGUGUGGAAAAAAUAGAAGAGUGAAAAUGAUUUUUAGUUUUAAUGACAAUUUUCGACUUGAAUCAGGUUAUAAUCUAGAAUUUGUCUAAGAGAAGAUUUUCGACUUGAAUCAGCCUGUCAAUUUUAUUCAGCCGCUCUUAUUGCGCUUAGAGAGCUAUUGUAGUGUAACUGUUUCCAUAUGAAACUCACGAGAUUAAGUCGGCUCGAACAGGUCCAGAGAGACGAUAGCAAAAACAACGUCGAAGAUCACUGCCAAAAUACGUGAACCGAUAUAUAAGAUUUUUUGUCAUAUUAAAUGCCAUAAGAAAGAGAAAUAGAGAAAAAGAAAGAGAAUAUCGCGUACACCCUUCGUCUUAACUGUAAGUUACAAAGUAACAUUUCUAUUCGCUAAGAAUGACUAUUCAAACCGUAAGAUCUGCGCUUUUCUAACUUUAAUCGAUGUUUGCGAAUUGCGUGACAAGUAUCGUCGUAGACCGCGGAUUUUUUCUCUCGAUUCUUUACAACGUGCUAAUCAAUUUAUUAUUCGAUUCGUUCCGACCGUACGAUUACUAGAAACGUAGUUUCGCGGUUAAGUAUUGUAAGAUUUACAAAGCGAAAAAAACGAAGGAAAACCAUACGCUAAUAUAUAUUUGCGUACAAAAUUCCCCGUAAUACAAUUUUAUAUUAACACAUUUCUUUAAUUUUGUGUAAUUAACUUUUAUUAUAGGAUUAUUCAAUUGUAACAUGUAAUUAUACUCGUAACGUUUACGACUUAAAUCUCGAUGAUCAUGCUAUAUGAGGAUAUAUAUAUAUACAUAUAUAUACAGACGUAAAUACGGGCGUGUAGAGAUACAGAUGUAUGGCGUACACGUUCGAUCGCAUUUUUCGUUGCAUUUGUCUAGGAGUUAAAUGAACUUGUAACUAAAAACAUGUAAUAUUAACAGAAAGAUGACAUUACACGUUAUUAAGGAGCAUGAUCGUUGGCCAUAACAAAAAUGGGGUAUAUAUAUUAUAUAUAUAUAUUAUAUAAAUAUAUUUAUGUUAACGUAUAUAAGUCUCUGUAGGUAAGGUGAUAAAAGUGCGAUGGCGGCGCCGAUUCGCCGGAUCGCGGAUAUUAAUAAAUUACCUGCAAUUGGUGUUCUUUGAAGCAUUGUUUGGGAGCCACCGAUCGCGCGGGAUCGCGCAGCGACCGGGAAAUUGAGUUUUGCGUGGAGCCUCGUUGUCUCGUUAUUACCAAUUAAGGGCCCAAUCGAAACGGCGCCGUUGGCGAUCAGUUUCGAAGAUCGCUACUUUCUAAUUAAGCUGAAGGCUUUAAACGCGGUUACACACGGUCACGAUUAAAGGAAAAAACAAGAAAGAACAGAAAACGAAACAACCGUUGCAACCGCGCGUAAACGAGACACGAGCGAGAACGAGAACAUUUUGUAUCUGUACUUGUAGAUACAAUGCGAUAGGCACACAAGAGUAAAUCUAAACUAAGGAUUCAAAUGAAAUUAAUAUAUAGAAGAGCUGUAUGUAAUUAAUUAUAAGUUCAUUCGUCGCUAUGAUAUUAUACUUAGGUAUCGUAUGAUUUUUGAAAUAAAACAUUUGUUUUAAAUACA